UGCGGCCGGCGGCCGAGGGGCGGGGCAGGCCGGGUGGAGCCGCGCUCUCGAUCCGGAGGAGGAUCCGCCGCGGAGUUACGGGAAAGUUGGUCCGGAGUUCCUGGAGUUUCCCUGUGUGGUUCCCCGGGCUCUGCUCCUUUUCUCUCUCCGGCCUUCACCGCCUCCCAGGUCCCUCCUUCUGCCCCCAACCGCCAUGGAGCAGCCGCCGGCGCCCAAGAGCAAGCUAAAAAAGCUGAGUGAAGACAGUUUGACUAAGCAGCCUGAAGAAGUUUUUGAUGUAUUAGAGAAACUUGGGGAGGGGUCUUAUGGAAGUGUAUUUAAAGCAAUACAUAAAGAAUCUGGUCAAGUUGUGGCAAUUAAACAAGUACCCGUUGAGUCAGAUCUUCAGGAAAUAAUCAAAGAAAUUUCCAUAAUGCAGCAAUGUGACAGCCCAUAUGUCGUAAAGUACUAUGGCAGUUACUUUAAGAACACAGACCUCUGGAUUGUUAUGGAGUAUUGUGGAGCUGGCUCUGUCUCAGACAUAAUUAGAUUACGAAACAAGACAUUAACAGAAGAUGAAAUUGCAACUAUUCUUAAAUCUACUUUGAAAGGACUAGAGUAUUUACACUUCAUGAGAAAAAUACACAGAGAUAUAAAAGCUGGAAAUAUUCUCCUCAAUACAGAAGGGCAUGCAAAAUUGGCAGAUUUUGGAGUGGCUGGUCAGUUAACAGACACCAUGGCAAAACGCAAUACUGUGAUAGGAACUCCCUUUUGGAUGGCUCCUGAGGUAAUUCAAGAAAUAGGCUAUAACUGUGUGGCUGACAUCUGGUCCCUUGGCAUUACUUCUAUAGAAAUGGCUGAAGGAAAACCUCCUUAUGCUGAUAUACAUCCGAUGAGGGCUAUUUUUAUGAUUCCCACAAAUCCACCACCAACAUUCAGGAAGCCAGAACUUUGGUCUGAUGAUUUCACCGAUUUUGUUAAAAAGUGCCUAGUGAAGAAUCCUGAGCAGAGAGCUACUGCAACACAGCUUUUACAGCAUCCUUUUAUCAAGAAUGCCAAACCUGUGUCGAUCUUAAGAGACCUGAUCAUAGAAGCUAUGGAGAUUAAAGCUAAAAGACAUGAAGAACAGCAGCGAGAACUGGAAGAGGAGGAAGAAAAUUCGGAUGAGGAUGAGCUGGAUUCCCACACCAUGGUGAAGACCAGUUCAGAAAGUGCCGGCACAAUGAGGGCCACGAGCACGAUGAGCGAAGGGGCCCAGACCAUGAUCGAGCACAGCAGCACUAUGUUAGAAUCCGACCUGGGGACCAUGGUUAUAAACAGUGAGGAUGAGGAAGAAGACGACGGAACUAUGAAAAGAAAUGCAACUUCACCACAAGUACAAAGACCAUCAUUCAUGGACUACUUUGAUAAACAGGACUUCAAGAAUAAGAGUCAUGAAAACUGCAGUGAGAACAUGCACGAACCAUUCCCUAUGUCCAAAAAUGUUUUUCCUGAUAACUGGAAAGUUCCUCAAGAUGGAGACUUUGACUUUGUACAUAGAGGCUCCUGCAUUCUCCCUUCCCUCCCCAUAGAAGUAUCCACUGCUCUUACUUUUGUGGUGAUUAUUCUCUUUCUUCUCUUUGUAACAGUUAAAAAAUCUAAGUUUAGAAGAAUUACAGAUGCGGUUAAAAGCGCUGGACCCCAUGAUGGAACGAGAAAUAGAAGAGCUUCGUCAGAGAUACACUGCGAAAAGACAACCCAUUCUGGAUGCAAUGGAUGCAAAGAAAAGAAGGCAGCAGAACUUCUGAGUUUGAUUUUUUUCUGUUUCUUUAACUUUUCUGGAGACCAAGAAACCACUAAGAAUUAGAGGAAUAUUCUGAUCAUUUUUUAAUUUCUAAGAUUUAUGCUCUACAACUAGACAAUAGUCAAAAACUGAUGAUGGUACAUACCCAGAAAUUCCCAAAAGGCAGAAUUUACAACUGUAUCCACUAUGUUUUCAUUCUUCUUAAAUGAUGAAAACAACAGAAAUGUGUUCUUUAGAUCUGUCAGCUGCAUACCAGCACUAAAACUAUGUUAUAAAAUGAAGGCUGUGUUUAGAGACUUUGAAAAUCCAAAACUGUUGUUUAAUUGUACAGCACUGAAGGGCUUUAUGUUACAGUAUUCUUUAUUGUUAUCUAGUAGGCUAUUUAUUGUAUCCCCUUAGGUAAACUUAUUUAUUUAUGCUAUUUCACUUUGUUCUGUCUUUAAGGACAAGAUUGGGAUAGCUUUGGUGAAAGUAAGAGCAUGUUAAUAGUUGAUAAUAUGCAACCAAAUUAUACUUUAAGCAGGCAACUAUGUGGUACAUUCCUUUAUUUCCAGGAUAGUUUUCCAAUAGAAGUAAAGCAAUAAUAGCAGUCCUACCCAAGUGGGCCAGGCAUUUUUUAUACUGAAGCAAUAAUUCCAUUUUUACCUUCUGAAAUUUUAUUUAAUUUUUUUAUUUGUGGUAUUUGGUACAAACAAUAUAUAUUUAGGUCAGACAGUUAUAAUGUUUAAAACCAAAGAAAUCAAUGGAAUCCUUGCACAAAAAAGUAUGAUAAUUAUUUUAAAAGAAAUAAAUCUUUAAGACAAAUGUAAUUUGUUAAUAUUGUUUCAUGUUUCAUGUGUAGGUCUAAUAGCUGGACUGUAUCAAAUUGUAAUCAGCUCAUCAAAUUUAUUUCUGUGAGAAUGUGCUCAAUUGUCACAGGACUUUUUUUGUUGAUUUCAUUUAUUUCCUGGGAAUUGGUAAACAUCAUGUGCCUAAUGAUAAUGAAAUAGCAAAAGCAUUUAUACAGAACUGUGCAAGCCUUGGGGACUAAAAUAAAAGCUAAAACUAUUAAAAAGAUACUCAUUUUUAAGCUGAAUGAACAUUUACAUGAUUGAACUGGGACCAGUCAUUUCCUAAGCUACAUAUGGCCAUCUUGAUGGUGUUUGUUCUUCUGUGGGUUUAAUUACUUUGUAUAAAUCAUAAAGACAAAUAAAUUUUACUGUGCCACCUA
Messenger RNA from Manis javanica (Malayan pangolin), 2972 nucleotides. RefSeq names its product serine/threonine kinase 3 (gene STK3). Gene Ontology annotation, cellular component: cytoplasm. Gene Ontology annotation, molecular function: protein serine/threonine kinase activity; ATP binding. NCBI's taxonomy places the organism in Eukaryota, Metazoa, Chordata, Mammalia, Pholidota, Manidae. Gene Ontology annotation, biological process: protein phosphorylation; signal transduction; protein tetramerization. The record is from RefSeq and is a predicted model, not a curated record.